GGUCCGAACCAAAAAAACGAGUGCACAGAGCUUGGAGGAUGUCAAACAUGUUUUGCUCCCCCUCAACACAUUAGAAGAUGCUUACCUUUCUGAAGAGGAUGAAGAAGCACUAACUUCUUGCAUGAAACUGUCAAAGCCUCAAGACAAGAAGACCUGGAAAGAGAACAUGAGGAGAAAAGAAGAGACUGAGACUAGGACAGAUUUUAUUUCUGCAUCUCUGGGCCGCACGUACACUUCCAGAUUUAAUAAUUUAGGAACUAUUUCAAUCCAUUCAGAAACUGAAUUUCACUUGUGGAGUGACUGGAAGCCAUUUCCUGACAACCAGCUCUGUCCUUGUGACUUCUUCAUUUCAAAAAUAGAAGAAUGGGAAAACUGUACUUGCUCUGCUCAUCAGCCACAUCUUACAUAUUCCCUAACUGAUAUGGAUCUACAGUACUCCUGGCGCACAAGCAGCUUUGGAAGCUUUGAUCGUUUCAGGCAUCACUCAGUAUCAAAGGCAGAUGAUUCAGCUGAGAUACCUGAAUUGGAGACUAUAAGUGACGUUGGAGAUGUAGUCCAAACUAAAGCAGCAAAUAAUGGAGGAGGUUUGGGGAAGAAGAUGAGAGCCAUUUCCCUUACCAUGAAGAAGAAGAUGGGUAGAAAGUACACCAAGGCACUCUCUGAGGAGAUGAAUGAAGAAGGAAAAGAUGACAGUGAUCCUGGUGGUGGAAUACACACUGAGAAGGCCUCCCUAAAAGCCAGUGACUCUAUGGAAAGUCUCUAUAGCCUGAACAGUGGCCAGAGCUCCUCUAGUGGGGUGACCAGCUGUUCAGAUGGAACAAGCAACAGGGACAGCCUCCGUUUGGAUGAUGAAGUUCCCUACAGUGGGCCCUUCUGUGGUCGAGCCAAAGUGCACACUGACUUCACACCGAGUCCUUAUGACACUGACUCUCUGAAAAUUAAGAAAGGAGACAUCAUAGAUAUCAUCUGUAAAACUCCCAUGGGCAUAUGGACAGGCAUGCUGAACAACAAAGUAGGAAACUUCAAGUUCAUUUAUGUGGAUAUUAUCUUGGAAGAGGAAGCUGCACCCAGAAAGAUAAAGCUGCCCAGAGGAAGCAAAAGGACCAAGCCUAAAACAUUGCAAGAGCUCCUGGAUUGUGUCCACCUGCAGGAAUAUGCCUCAACCCUUUUGCUAAAUGGCUAUGAAACUUUAGAGGACCUAAAGGAUCUACAGGAAAGCCACCUGAUUGAAUUAAAUAUUUCAAACCCAGAAGACAGGACAAGAUUGUUAUCAGCAAUUGAAAAUCUACAGGACUAUGACAUUGAACAACAGCAGAAAAGUGAGGGUGGUCAGGAGACACAGAGCUUAAGCCCUCACCCCAGCUUUGACAAAUCACAGUUAAAUGACUGCCCGAGAGAUUCUGGCUGUUACAUCUCAUCAGAAAAUUCAGAUAAUGGUAAAGAAGAAGUAGACUCAGAAACCCUGUCUGACAUGGUGCAGUCAAUAGCAAUCACUGAGUCAAACUGAUCCAGUCCUGUUGCUUUUCUGAAGUUUUUCAGAAAAGACAAUCAAAUUUGCCAGUGUGAUGGCACAGAAGCAGAACACAAAAUAUUCUCAACACCAAAAAUCUACUUCUGUCUGCUGUAUGAUGUUCUGGACUGUUUAAUACAUGGACACUUGAUAACUAAAUGUUAGCUGAUAAUAUGAAUAUCUCAUGCUUUUGUUUCCUAUGAAUCCACAGACAUUUCACUUAAAAAGUUUAU
Molecule: messenger RNA, 1743 nt
Organism: Calypte anna (Anna's hummingbird)
Lineage: Eukaryota; Metazoa; Chordata; Aves; Apodiformes; Trochilidae
Gene: SAMSN1
Product: SAM domain, SH3 domain and nuclear localization signals 1
Exons: 9
Coding region: 122-1507 (461 amino acids)
Molecular function (GO): protein binding
Source: RefSeq, a predicted model, not a curated record